UGCUAUGGUUUGUUUGUUUUUCCCUUUCUCCUCAAUUAAAUAAGAAAGCUAUCUGGAGAUACGGAUUGAGCAGGUUCUGUAUGAAGGAUAACAUUACUCUACAAACCUUGUUGUGACAACCCCACCCUGCGAUAAAUGUGACAGUUUGAGGAUUUGAAUACAAUUGGUGCAGGCUUGAGCAAGGGCCAAAGUAGUGUCAUAUGUUACUGGCAAAGGUCGCUACUCAUUACAGAAAAAUAAGAGGGACGAAGACGAUGAAGAGUUUAGCAGAUGCAGGACUUUUGGAUCGGAUUAAUGGUUCUGCACGUCUCAUGAUAGUUUCUGAUCUUGACUCUACAAUGGUUGAUCAUGAUGAUCCAGAGAACCUCUCCCUUCUUAGAUUUAAUGCACUAUGGGAAGCCUAUUAUCGUCAUGAUUCUUUGCUUGUGUUUUCAACGGGAAGGUCACCUACAAGUUACCAGAAGCUGAGGAAUAAGAAACCUUUAUUAACCCCUGAUAUAACCAUAAUGUCCGUGGGAACUGAGAUUACAUAUGGUGAAUCAAUGGUACCAGAUACUGGCUGGACACAUCAUCUUAACCGGAAGUGGAACAGAGACAUAGUUGUAGAGGAAACAGCUAAGUUUCCUGAACUUACUCCUCAGUCAGAAACUCAACAACGUCCUCACAAGGUUAGCUUUUUUGUGGAGAAGGUCAAGGCUUUGGAAAUAAUGAGUUUUCUAUCCGAGCAUUUGGAGAAAUGUGGUCUUGAUGUAAAAAUAAUUUAUAGCUCUGGGAUUGCGUUGGACAUAUUACCAAAAGGUGCUGGCAAAGGGGAGGCUCUUGCAUAUCUGCUUCAAAAUUUUAAAGUCGAUGGAAAAGUACCUUUACAUACACUUGUCUGUGGUGACUCCGGAAAUGAUACUGAAAUGUUCACCAUUCCCAAAGUCCAUGGUGUGAUGGUUAGCAACGCACACGAUGAAAUGUUGCAGUGGUAUACACAAAAUGCAAAGAACAAUCCCAGUAUAAUUCAUGCCACUGAGAGAUGUGCGGCUGGGAUCAUACAAGCCAUUGGUAAUUUCUGUUUAGGUCCAAAUGUGUCUCCAAGAGAUAUCAGAGACUUUAAAAAAUGCAAUGUGGACAUCUUCAUUCCUGGUCAUGAAGUGGUGAAGUUUUAUCUGCUUUAUGAGCGAUGGCGAAGUGCAGAAGUUGACAAGUCCGAGCAGUUUGUGAAAAAUCUGAAGUCAGGCUUUUGUCCAUUUGGAAUAUUUGUCCAUCCCUCGGGAGUUGAGCAGCCUUUCCAUCAGUGUCUAGAUUCUAUGGCAAAGCUGUAUGGGGACAAGACGGAACACCUAUUCCGGGUAUGGGUGGAUCGAGUAUCUUCCGCACAAAUUGGUUCAGACACAUGGUUGGUGAAGUUUUAUAAGUGGGAGUUAUCUGGGGAUGAGCGGCAGUGCUGUGUGACUACAGUAUUAAUGAGUUUAAAGCAGCCAGAUGGAUUCACCUGGGUGCACAUGCACCAGACAUGGCUGGAAGGUUCAAGAGCAAGAGACCAGGCAGCCUGGUGUUUCUAGGUUGCCAAUCAAGUCACCAUUGAUCCUCCAAUAAAUCUUUCCUGGUAACUUUUAUGUAAUAGUUAUCUGCAUCUUUGUUUAUUGCACUGUUAAAAGUUAAAACUUAUGCUGGAUGGAGGGAGUAAAAUCAUCCUGAUCUGCCACCAAUUUCUCAGUAUUUAUUUGCAGAAACAUGAUUGAAUGUAAGGCACCAACUACCAAGUAUAGCAACUCUUGUUUUGCAACUCUUAAAUUAAACUCAAUAAACAAUAUGCAAUCUCAUCAAA
This is a messenger RNA of Juglans microcarpa x Juglans regia, 1816 nucleotides long. RefSeq names its product sucrose-phosphatase 2-like. Gene Ontology annotation, molecular function: magnesium ion binding; sucrose-phosphate phosphatase activity. NCBI's taxonomy places the organism in Eukaryota, Viridiplantae, Streptophyta, Magnoliopsida, Fagales, Juglandaceae. The coding region runs from base 201 to 1550 and encodes 449 amino acids. The transcript has 10 exons. The record is from RefSeq and is a predicted model, not a curated record. Gene Ontology annotation, biological process: sucrose biosynthetic process.